Messenger RNA from Meloidogyne enterolobii, 1506 nucleotides. The record is from the annotation of a GenBank genome assembly. NCBI's taxonomy places the organism in Eukaryota, Metazoa, Nematoda, Chromadorea, Rhabditida, Meloidogynidae.
UUUUAAAUGCUGCAGCAGCAAAUAAUAAUUCUGUUAAUAAUACACAACAAAUUCAUCAAACUGUGGGUCGAAGUAGCACCUAUAAUUGCAUCAGUUGCCAAUAUACCUUUUUUGGAACAAGCAUUUUCACCUCCAAUUUCUCAACAAAAAUCUGAAGGAAAUUCUGCUACUUAUUCUUUACCACCAUCAACAUCAACACCAAUUUCCUCAACCCCAAUUAAUUUACAACAACAAAACCAAACAACUUGUUUACCAUCAACCUCAGAAUCUCUUAAUAAAAACGAAAAUGUUAUUGCUUCAAUGGCUGCUCGUUGUUCGUCAAUACUUUCCUCAACAGAUUAUUCUUCCCCAACUCCAAGUGCUUCUUUUGAUAAAAAUACAUCGUCCACAAUUACAACUUCAACAACAACAACAAAUAUUCCUUCAAUAAAUAGUUCGGGUAGUGGUGCUAGUAGAAGGAGAAUAACAACAGAACGUUCUUUGCCUUUAGCUAGCGAUAUGGCAAAAAAUAGGGAAUUUUAUAGAACUCAUGAUGUUAGGCCGCCUUAUACUUAUGCAUCGUUGAUUAGGCAAGCAAUAAUGGAAUCAAAAGAUUGUCAGCUGACACUGAAUGAAAUUUAUCAAUGGUUCCAAGAAGCUUUUGUUUACUUUCGAAGGAAUGCUGCUACUUGGAAAAAUGCUGUUAGGCAUAAUUUGUCUCUUCAUAAAUGUUUUACUCGUGUUGAACAGAAUGUUAAAGGAGCUGUUUGGACUGUUGAUGACAGCGAGUUCUAUAAACGACGGCCACAACGAAGCUCUUCCUCGCGUAGCGCUCCAAAGCAUUCUUCCUCCAAUGUGCGGUCUACAACUGCCGGUCUUCGAAGUGUUGCUAGUACAAGUCAUUUCAACACAUCUUUGGGUGGUCAUCAAUCCGGAAAUUAUUUGUUCUGUCAAGGAAAGGAAGGUGAGGGGGAUGAUCAAAUUGACAACACGACAAUGUUGUCACAACAAAUAAAGCAUGAAAUGAUGGAAAGUUGUGCGAGUACCCCUGCUAGGUUAAUCCACAGCACGUCAACUACUUUAAAAGAGGAGAGUGAGGGUGAAGGAGGGGAAGGACAUCGAAAUUUGCUUCUUUCAUUUGGUGGUGCUCCUUUCUCUUCUACAGGCACGACAAGUCCACUUUCUGCUAUAGACUUUCCAAUGCAUGAGGAGGAAGAGGAGGGGGAGGAAGAUUAUGAAGAAAAUGGGGAAUUAAUUAUAGAUGAAGAUGAACGGCCUCCUCGUCCACUUUCUGCUCCUGAAAGUGAAGUUGAUGUUAUGGGGGAAGAAGAGCAGCAUUAUUUAUUAGAAGAAAAAGAAGAGAAAAAUAUUAAAAUAGAGGAAGAAUUAAGAGAAGAAGAAUUAAAACAACCAAAAAAAGAAGUCAAUUUAAUUAAUGAUAAUCAUUCAAAUGGUUAUGAUCCUUUAAGGUUGUUAAGUUCGGCAGCGGCAGCUGAACAUGAACAAAUACGAAAAAUGAGCCAAUAA